GUGACAGAGACUGGAUUAACACUAAAGCAACAGAAGGGAGAGAGACAGAGAGAGAGAGAGAGAGAGAGAGAGAGAGACAAAAGAGAGAGAGAUGGCACUGUUCCUAUACUGCAGGCUGCCUUCAGGAUGUUCUUUUGGGAACCGUAAGCCACUGCUUGUCUUGGGUGUAUGUCUUCUCGGUGGAUUGAUCUACUUUCUAAGGGAGAAGAGAAUGCCUGCUGUUCCUGCCAACUCCAUGCCUAUGUUCUCUGGAGUGGAGCAAAUGCGAUCUGGAAUGGACAGUAAAGUGUUUCCUGUGAUGACACCUUGGGGUGCCCCGCUGGUAUGGGGGGACAGCAAAUCCUCGGUCUGCCAUAUAGACAAGUUUUCCCAUCAAGGUGCUCGCAUUGGCCUGGUAAUCCUGGCAAUCGGGAACUACAAUCACUACUUACAACGUCUCAUGUCUUCUGCAGAACUCUACUUCCUGCCUAAAUUCUACGUCACUUAUUACGUCUUGACGGACAGACCAGGAGAUCUAAAUCCUCCCUUGAAUCUGGGGCAGACCAGAGAACUGUGUAUCAUCCCUGUGGCUGAGAUGCCAGGUUGGGACAGACUCGGCCUGCGGCGUAUGGCUUUGCUUGCAACCCUCAUCAAGAAGCAGAUCAAUCUGGAGGUAGAUUAUAUCUUCUGCAUUGAUGUUGACCAGGAAUUCACAAACCCGGUAGGCACAGAAAUCUUAGGGAAGAUGACGGCCACGCUGCAUCCUCUGUAUUACGGAAAACCUAGGCAUGUUUACCCCUAUGAGAGUAACUCAGACUCACAGGCUUAUGUUGCCAUGGGGGAAGGUGACUAUUACUACAGCUCUGAGUUCUAUGGAGGACUGUGCUCCAAGGUGUUAGCCAUGGCUCAGGCAUGCUCCCUACUCAUUCUAAAGGACCAGGAUAAGGGAGUUCGAGCCCAGGAGUUAGAGGAGAGCUACCUGAACCGCUAUUUGAUCAACCAUAGACCUUCUUGUGUGCUUUCACCAGAAUACAACUGGUGGGAGUCACCUGGAGUCCCUGAAGUGCCCACUCAGAGGCUGCGCUCUAUCGGGAGACAGUGCUUAUCGACAGGCAACUAUAAGGGAGAUGCAAGUGUUUGCUGAGCAGAAGGAGGAAAUGGACACACAAGACGAAACAAUUAACUGUUUUUUAUCAUAUCAGUAUGCCAAAGAGUUGAAAAUUUGUUUAGAAUUUAGUAGCUACUGAAUAGCUUGUUAACUAAUAUGGCAAUUUACAGGUUGUACAAAAUACAUUCCAUAAAAGAUUGUGGAACCUGAUAGAGGGUACUGGAAUGCUAUAAAAUGUUCGAGCUAAUUCAAACAGUUAUAAUAGCGACAUCAUAACAACCUGUUAGUUCAAGAUUAUGACCAGCAAGAGUACAUUCUAUGCAUUCCAGAGGUCGGGGCAUUUCUUAACUGACUGACAUUCUUGUUUGGUAGUGGUAGCUCAGGAGUUCAAUUUCCGAGCAAGUGAUUGGACGAUUUUUAAGUUGAACCCAAUUGUUUAGACUGUGUCCUUACUUUAAUCGUAAGUCAUUUGAUAAACCUGUGCACAAAGCAGUGAACAUGUCUAGAACAGUCUGUAAUUUGAACGAACGGAUGUUCUCCAAGAAAAUACAAUGCGCUUGUUGUGUUUCUUCUACGGUACUUCUGUCUUAUUUAUUCUCCAUAAGGCCCUCAGCACCGCUUUAAAGACUUCCAACAAGCCUGAAUAAUACAAGACCAAACAUUUACUACGGUUCUUUUAUUCUCUUUAAUCCUCUAGGUGUUAACAGUUAGUGGAAUGAACUCCCGUCGUGAGAGCUUGUGUGCCUUUUCCUUUAAAUGGAACAGGAAUAACCUGGUUUGCUCUGUUUAAACAAGUGACCGGCCACACCAGCUGUGUCUGCUAAGUGAUACGGCUCAAACAUUUGUGUUUUUGUGUGAUAAGGGCUUAAUGGAGUUGGUACCCGAGCUGACUGACUCUACUGGUCAAACAUUAACCAGCACUGGUUUUGCAGUCUUUAUUUUCUUUUUAAAAAAUAAAAAUAAAAAAAGACUUCUCCUCUCCUGACCAGCUCAUCUUGACUCUGUUCUGAUAUAUAGCUCUGGGAUGCAUUUGUGUGUCUUUGUGAGUCAUUGUGCACUCGGUAAACACUGAAUUAGAGAGGGGGAGUCAUCCAUCUUCCACCGAACAGAUUCUGCUUAUGCUUAUGGGAUUUCCACUUGAAAAAAAAAAGAAAAAUCACCACAGGGGCAGUAAUAUUGUUUGUUUCACCAGCAGCACCAGCAAUCUUUUUCUAUUUUUAUACUUUUUUCCUACCUCUCCCAUAUCAUUGUUUUUUUGGGGUUUUUUUUUACCCCAGGUGCUUCCCUCCCACCUCCUUUACACUUUCUUUAUAGUCAGAGAAACAUGUGUGUCUGUCCCACACUGUACCAUGACACACAGGACGGACCGAACGGCUUAAAAACAUGCACACGCUGAUUUUCAAGACCGAGAUGUCUUCGUUGUCGUCAGUCCGAGAUAGGUAGCAAAGUUUCCAUAUGGUGUUUUUCCAUGAAUGGAGAACUAUAUAAACACAGAUAUACAAAUUAUUCACUCUUCCACUCUCACCGCAACGAAUAGAAGUUUCUCCCCUUCUAUUUUACAUCUAGUCAAUUACUGAAUAUUCACACCCUCUCUAUGACAUUUACAGGAGGAUAUGUAGCUGUGUUGCUACUCUGGUGGAAUAUGGAGCAGAUUUCCCCUUCUUGUUCUUGUGUCCUGUUAUAUAACCACGUGCGGCAACGUUGGCGAUUUACAAACUACGGAACGUUUAUACAGGAAACUAAGGCGGUAAUGGGCAACAGGAGUUAUGCUGUUGAUCUUUCUCUUGCCAGGUGCAAGGACGGAAGCGUGUGUGAGACACGUCCGGUGUGUACUGAUUGACGUCUAGACGUGAGUCAUGACACGGCUAUGAUGCAAUGCUUACACAAGACAUCAGGCCUGAAUUGGGGAAAACAGAAGAAAAACAGAAGAACUUUCUAAUAGUUUCUAAAAAGGAAAGCACAAUGCAUGUAUAUGUGUAGGCAGAGACAACAUCUUUUGUCUUUUUUCAAAUGAACGUACUGUUGUGAUUAUCUGAUCUUGAGUGGGAAAUCUGAGCGAGUCAGUAGUACAGAUCUCAGUAAACAAAUCGCAUCCGUUCUUGAUUAUGUCUCCCAGCAUGCGGGUAGGCGAGCAGGUUUUGCAAAGGGCAACCACACCACACCACAGCUUUGUGCACUGUGAUGAGCACUUGUGUCAACAAAGACGAGGUGCUUCGAGAGAGGAAAUGUGAUCAAGCUCUAACGUGCCUGAAUCGUCUCAGUCCUCGUGUAUUGUUCUGAUCACAGGUGUGGGAACGAGCUUCCAUUCAUAUGAAAAGGAAGAUGAGAGCUAAUCAAAAUUCUGUCGCUCUCCUACUGUGAUGUAAAAAGGGGGUAGGUUUUAAACAGACUUCCAAAAGGAUCCAAACAACGAGAUACCUGUAAAUGGAGUAUUUCUUAAGAAACUGUUUAUUCUUGUGAAAAGUGGGUUGAA
Hemibagrus wyckioides is the source of this 3560-nucleotide messenger RNA. Its product is annotated as globoside alpha-1,3-N-acetylgalactosaminyltransferase 1-like. Gene Ontology annotation, molecular function: hexosyltransferase activity. Gene Ontology annotation, biological process: carbohydrate metabolic process. Gene Ontology annotation, cellular component: membrane; Golgi apparatus; vesicle. The transcript is spliced from 3 exons. The record is from RefSeq and is a predicted model, not a curated record. NCBI's taxonomy places the organism in Eukaryota, Metazoa, Chordata, Actinopteri, Siluriformes, Bagridae. The coding region runs from base 92 to 1123 and encodes 343 amino acids.